ACCCAAUGGGAGGGAGGGCAGGCAACAUCUGUGAAUGUAGCUGAAACUGGUUGGGUACCCUUAGUUCAUCCGGCUUCCCAUACGUUAGAGAGAUAUUUUUGGAGAAUGCUGGUGGGGAUAUUCUAAACACAGCCAGGGUCACUGUGCUCUCAACAGGAAGCAACACUUUGUAGCUGAUCCUUUGGAAUCCCAGAGUCACUCUGGAGUAAAACAGGAGAACCUCAGAGCUGUGUGACCACAUCGGGCUUUUGCAGCUGUAUUAGCAGCUUCAGCUGGAUCAGAUUACCCCUCUCUCUCUCUCUCUUUCUCUUUCUUUCUCUCUUUCUGCCUCUUUCUUUUUGGCCCCAAGGUCCUAACUUCUGAAACUGGAAGAGGAAAAAGUAAACAUAACACUCCAUCAGGGAUUAUCUCAUUCAUUUUGGAAAGUACUUUAGCACUGCAAACUGCUUGGCGGAAAAAUGGGGAGAAUGAGAAUAAGUAUGUUCCUGGCCACCAUUUUACAUCUUCUGGUCAGUGUUGUUCCUUAUACAAUUGAAGUAACAGACGAUGGGGACGAACAUGAAGUUUAUGUAGGUGCUGUUUUGUCCCCACUGAAGCAUGUAACAUCAGUCUGUGGAAUGAAAGCUGAUUCUGGCCCAUGCAAAGCAUUAAAUGACCGGUAUCAUUUCAAUAUUAAGACUCACCAGUGUGAAAUCUUUAACUACGGUGGAUGUCAAGGCAAUGAAAACAACUUCCUAACUCUCGAAGAGUGCCAAGAAAAGUGUAUAACACCAUUUGAAGAUUUGCCAGAGAAGAGAAAAAGAUCAAGGUUUAAGAAAGAAAAACCUUCUUACUGCCUUCUGGAAAAUGACCCAGGAAUUUGCCGUGGACUGAUUACCCGGUAUUUCUACAAUAAAGAGUCGCAGAAAUGUGAGAAGUUCAUGUAUGGUGGUUGUUUGGGAAACCAGAACAACUUUUGGUCUGUGGAAGAAUGCCAAGAAACCUGCCAGGAUACUAACCGUUUAGUCAAUUCAUUGCAAAUAAAUGAUGAUAGCAUACUGUUUACCACAACAGACAACAGCACACUAGUUGAUCAGUAUGUCCUUCCAGUCAAUUCACUGCAAACAGAAGAUGGUGUUUUGCCCUUUGAUGCAGUAGAAAACAGCACUCCAACUCUCCAACAAGUGCCUUUCAUGCCUUCAGCAGAUUUCUUGCAAGCACAAGAUGACAGCAUAAACCUUAGCAUAAUGAACAAUAGUGCUCCGGUUGUUAAGCAAGGCCAAGAUCAUCUUCCUUCACUCUGUGUCAUGCGUGUGGACAGAGGUGUUUGCAGAGCCCAGGAAAAAAGGUUCUUCUACAAUUACACUAUCGGGAAGUGCCGCCCAUUCAGCUACAGUGGAUGUGGUGGGAAUGAAAAUAAUUUUACCACUAGAAAGUCAUGCCUUCAGAUGUGUAAGAAAGGUUUCAUUCAAAAGCAUGGACAAAAAGGAGUAAUGAAAAUCCGUCGGAAAAGAAAGAAACGAGUGAAGCUGAUUACUGGAGAAAUUGUCAUUGAAAGAAUAUAGCUUCCAUUCCUGGAAAUUAGCAGUUCCCAUCCACAUUAUUCAUUCAUAUUUUAUACUGAUUUUUGUGCUUCCUUUUCCACUGUGAAUUUUAUAGGAAUUUCAGCCAGAACUAUUUACUUUCAAACUAAUACUCUGAUCCUAUGCAUAAAAGUGCCUUAUGGUUUUGGAUUACAAGACUAGGAAUUUUGUGUCUCUGGUAUUCCUACUAAAUUGUUUUUCUUAUUCAAAAUAUCUGCAGCACCAUCGUUACAAACAGUGAGAAUUAGAAGAUGGACUUCGUCAUUGAAGUGGAUUUUACAGGUUUCUCCAUCUGUGGAUUCCUCCACAAUAAACAAACCCAAUUAGAUGGUUGUCCAUAUACUUACAGACCUUGAAGUAUUGGGGUCAGGUUCUGACGCCACUGACUUUUUCUUGGCAUUUCGUGGAACUAUGACUCUUGGAACUAUUAAGGAUAAAAAGCAUGAGAACCUCAAGGCUAACACAUAUUUAGCAUACUUAGUUAUUAUUAUUUUGUGUAACUUGCUGCAUUUACAAUAUUUUUUAAUUCUAAGCCUAUUCCCUUUUCUAAACUAGAUAUAAGUGUCAUUCCAGAUUCUAAUUCCAUUUUGACAUCUACCAUGCAGUAACUGGAAAUCUAAUGGCAUGCCAAAAAUUUACCCUGGAUUUUUGUUGCUCCUUUUAAAAAAAAUUGGAAUAUAUUGUCAAAUUUUUACAUAUUCAUCUUUCAUAUACAUAAGACUUCUCUUGUUUCCAUAUUAUCUAUGUGUACAAUUUAAUAUAAUAGAUUAACAUUUUACAUGAAAUCCCCGUGUUGGAAUUCUCUCUUCUUCCAGGAAAUCUUUGAAGAGUUCCCACUCUUUCUUGAAUAUUGAAGGGUCUUUCAUUUGAAGAUAUCUUGUCAAAAUGUCCAUUUCCACUAUUUCAGCUACUUUUACUAUCAUUUCCCCCCCCAUUUUUGGAGUUUCUUAUCAUUUCCACGUCCAUGCAUACACAAUUCUCUCUGCAGUUGUCAUCAGUAUGACAUAUGCCUUCAAAAAAGGAUCUGUUUGUUGUUGAAGUCUUUCAUGGCCAGAAUCACAGGGAGUCCUCGUGGACAACAAGUUAAACAUGAGCCAACAAUGUGAUGCGGCAGCUAAAAAAGCCAAUGGGAUUCUGGCCUGCAUCAAUAGGGGAAUAGCGUCUAGAUCCAGGGAAGUCAUGCUCCCCCUCUAUUCUGCCUUGGUCAGACCACACCUGGAAUACUGUGUCCAAUUUUGGGCACCACAGUUGAAGGGAGAUGUUGACAAGCUGGAAAGCGUCCAGAGGAGGGCUAAAAUGAUCAAGGGUCUGGAGAACAAGCCCUAUGAGGAGCGGCUUAAAGAGCUGGGCAUGUUUAGCCUGCAGAAGAGAAGGCUGAGAGGAGACAUGAUAGCCAUGUACAAAUAUGUGAGGGGAAGUCAUAGGGAGGAGGGAGCAAGCUUGUUUUCUGCUGCCCUGCAGACUAGGACACGGAACAAUGGCUUCAAACUACAGGAAAGGAGAUUCCACCUGAACAUCAGGAAGAACUUCCUCACAGUGAGAGCUGUUCGACAGUGGAACUCUCUCCCUGGGGCCGUGGUGGAGGCUCCUUCUUUGGAGGCUUUUAAGCAGAGGCUGGAUGGCCAUCUGUCGGGGGUGCUUUGAAUGCGAUUUCCUGCUUCUUAGCAGGGGGUUGGACUGGAUGGCCCAUGAGGUCUCUUCCAACUCUACUAUUCUAUGAUUCUAUGGUUGUUGUGUGUUUUCCGGGCUGUAUGUAAGGAGCCCCGGUGGCGAAGUGUGCUAAAGCACUGAGCUGCUGAACUUGCAGACCAAAAGGUCCCAGGUUCAAAUCCCAGGAGCGGAGUGAGCGCCGGCUGUUGCUCCAGUUUCUGCCAACCUAGCAGUUCGAAAACAUGCAAAUGUGAGUAGAUCAAUAGGUACCGCUCCGGCGGGAAGGUAACGGCGCUCCAUGCAGUCAUGCCAGCCACAUGACUUUGGAGGUGUCUAUGGACAACACCGGCUCUUCGGCUUAGAAAUGGAGAUGAGCACCAACCCCCAGAGUCAGACAUGACUGGACUUAACGUCAGGGGAAACCUUUCCUUUUACCUAUGGUCAUGUUAAAGAAGCAUUCUCUCCUGAUGUUUCACCUACAUAUAUGGCAGGCAUCCUCAGAAGUUGCGAGGUAUAUUGUUUCAAGAAAGGAUAUCAAUAAAAAUAACAUGAAAAUUC
This is a messenger RNA of Anolis carolinensis (green anole), 3770 nucleotides long. RefSeq names its product tissue factor pathway inhibitor (gene tfpi). Bases 459 to 1544 code for a protein of 361 amino acids. Gene Ontology annotation, cellular component: extracellular region. The record is from RefSeq and is a predicted model, not a curated record. Gene Ontology annotation, biological process: negative regulation of peptidase activity. Gene Ontology annotation, molecular function: serine-type endopeptidase inhibitor activity. NCBI's taxonomy places the organism in Eukaryota, Metazoa, Chordata, Lepidosauria, Squamata, Anolidae. The transcript is spliced from 10 exons.